AUGGCUUGGCGAAACAGAUUACGUUGUUAUAUCUGUGAUGGCGCUUUUCUACCGGCACAAAUGAGUCGAAUAGAUGGGGAUGAAAAUGCUGCUCGUCGCGAAAUCGCUAUUGUUAGACGUGAUUCUUUUAACAGACCAGUUCUUGAAAUAACAAAUCGAACAAGGCUCUGCAUCAAUUGUAAUCGAUCCGUUCUUGAUGAGUUACGCAUAAUAGAACACGAUCCCACUUGCCUUCGACUUAAUGUUUUGACACAAACUGCCAAUCGUACCUGCGUAAUAUGCAAUGUUGAAGAUGUUCCCAAGGUUUCUGCCGAUUGUCGAGUAAAUGUUUUUAUUUUGUGCAAUAUUUAUAUUCCCGAGAAUGUGAGAUCAUGUCAACAUCAUCUUGACGAUAGAGGUUUUUUCUUGGAGCCAUUAUUAUGUGGUUUACAAUUUAUAAACAGACCGUAUGUUCUUAAAGGUCCACAACUUGCGAUUUUUCUGCAAGGACUUCGCAAUGUCGCUGUGAAUAAGCGCAGAUUUGUUGAUGAAAAUAGUCUUACAGAUUCUGAAUUCUCAUCAUUCUCUCCCGUGACAAAAGAGCAAUUUUUAGAACUCUUUAACUAUUGUGAUAGAGUAACUUGCAAUGGGGGUUAUAGAUACGUAUUGAAAAAGGAUCUCUUGAUGUUUUUAUGUAAACUACGACAGGGUUUAUCUGAUGACUUUUUGCAAGUUAUUUUCGAGUAUUCAAGUAGACAAGCAACAAGUAUGGCAAUUUCUACUGUUCGCCAAUCUCUAAUGCAACGAUUUGUUCCGGAAAACAUUGGUCUUAAUUCAGUUACUAGAGAAAAUUAUAUUGCAAGACAUGUACCUGAAUUCGUUAAUGAAUUGUACAAUGCUAAUCCAAACAUUCCUCGUGUAAUUGCUGCGAUCGAUGGAACUUAUAGUUAUAUACCCAAAUGUAGUAAUUUUCGCACAUUACGUCAGUCUUUUUCGAUUCAUAAGAGUCGUCAUUUACUGAAACCUGUACUUAUAGUAGCACUUGAUGGAUAUAUUUUCGAUAUUCAAGGUCCUUAUUUUUCCGAUUCUCGGAAUAAUGAUGCGGCGAUUUUGGAGAAUGAAUUCGAGAGAGAUGCAGAAAGAAUGAGAGAAUGGUUCCGCGAUGGAGACAUUUUAAUUGUAGAUCGAGGAUAUCGUGAUGCUACAGAGCUCUUGGCUCGGCUGGGUAUUAUAUGGAAAAUGCCAGCACGCCUUCAACAAGGGAGAAAUCAAAUCACUACAGAAGAAGCCAAUGAUUCACGAUUAGUUACCAAGACGAGAUGGAUUGUUGAAGCUCGAAAUGGGCAUAUCAAAUCGAUAUUCAAAUUCUUUCAACAGAUUAUACCAAUACCUCACCUUUUGAAUCUCGGUGAUUUUUAUCGUAUUGCUGGUGCAAUAAUCAAUAGGUAUCGUUCAGUUAUUGAGAUGCAAGGAACCAAUGCAGAAUUAGCUCGUCAGAUGCUUGAGAGAGCUAAAACACCAAAUAUUAUUCAGGCACUAGUCGAGGUUGAUAACCUGCACACACGUAAUGCUCAAAGAUGGGUACGAUUAGAUGUACAACAAAUUCUUGAUUUCCCAAUUCUAGAUUUAGAGUAUUUAAAAGAUCUCACUGUCGGUAUUUAUCAAAUCAACUUAGCACCAUCGUAUGUGCAGGAUAAAUUGCAAAGAGAGGGUCAAGAAGAAUUUCAUGUCGAAAUGAUGAGAAACGUACAAAGGCUACCUCAACCUGGCCUCAUGAGAGUAAGAAUUUUCUCAAGAUUUCGGAAUGCAACUAAAUAUCAGUUGUGGAUUAAGUAUCGACACAAUAAUGAUCAAGAACCAGCGGAUGCUGUAGAUGAGCUCAUACAGGGUUAUUAUUGUACGUGUAAAUCAGGUGCACGAACGCUAGGCACGUGUGCACACAUAGCUAGUGUACUGUGGUAUGUUGGGUAUGCUCAACAUCAACAAAAUAUCAAAUAUCCCUAA
Camponotus floridanus (Florida carpenter ant) is the source of this 1983-nucleotide messenger RNA. RefSeq lists its product as uncharacterized. Gene Ontology annotation, molecular function: zinc ion binding. NCBI's taxonomy places the organism in Eukaryota, Metazoa, Arthropoda, Insecta, Hymenoptera, Formicidae. The coding region runs from base 1 to 1983 and encodes 660 amino acids. The transcript has a single exon. The record is from RefSeq and is a predicted model, not a curated record.